Zychaea mexicana is the source of this 1125-nucleotide messenger RNA. RefSeq lists its product as uncharacterized. The record is from RefSeq and is a predicted model, not a curated record. The transcript has 6 exons. NCBI's taxonomy places the organism in Eukaryota, Fungi, Mucoromycota, Mucoromycetes, Mucorales, Lichtheimiaceae. The coding region runs from base 179 to 724 and encodes 181 amino acids.
CUUUGCUCCGCUAUUUAUUUCUUCCGCUGCCACGUCGUUGAAACAACAUAUUAGGCCACAUUGAGCCAAUAUCACACUAGAGAGUGACAAGUGCUGCGCUUUUGUCCAUCCCUAGUCACCGAAUAUAAGAUAAAGAAUUUGGCUCGCAUGCAACACGGAAGCCUUCAUACAAGAGAGAAUGCUUAUGUACAUGUGUGCUGUGCAUGUGUGCUCUCUGUGUGCUGUGAGUUGUACGUAUAAGCUUCCAGGUGGUGGAGGUUUUCCAGCACAUCAAGACGCUCCUGCAUUCGUUCAGUUUGGCCAGUCAUCCCAUAUGACGGUAAUGUUUACCAUCGAUCCUACCACAAGUGAGAACGGCUGCUUGGAAGUAGUUCCGGGGUCACACAAGAAUGAAUAUGAGCGAGGAAUUUUACCGCAAGAAAAACAUGAUGGGUCAAUCUCAACAGAUUGGUGCAACAAGCAAGGGUGGAAGUCUGUCUACUGCAGACCUGGGUCGGUCCUGAUUUUUGGCGCUUAUUUGGCUCAUCGUUCUGGGGACAACAAUACCAGCAACUCGAGAAUCGCUGUGUAUCUCACUUAUAAUGCUGCUCGAGAGGGUGAUAUGCGUGACCACUACUAUGCAGAAAAGCGAAAGUUGUUCCCGCCAUCUUAUGAGCGUGAGGAGGGCAAGGAUUACAGUGAAGGUGCUGUCAUUUACAACCUCGCUACUCCCAUUAAAUCAUGAAAAGCUGCGCAUCAUAGUUUCUUUUCAAUUACAGUAGUAUCAGCUCAUUUUGCUUAUGACAUUUUAAUGAUAUAAGUACUUCAACCUUUCUUCUCCUAUAUAUACUACUACUACAUAACUAUACUUUGUUCCAUGAUGUUAAAAUUAUUUGCCGUGCAUACAAUCAAUCCUCCGCAAAGGUCAACCUUGGUAAAGCAAACCGUCAAUAAGAGUUCUUUUUCAUUUGUCUAUACCAACAUGAUCGUAUGUCAAUGCAGAUAAAAUAUCCAGUGAUUGGUAAUAGCAGAUGCAGUUAAUUAUAUGUACAAGCUUUUUAUGAGUUGUAUCAGAUAUGUAGUAUUGUAUAUAACAGAUAUUGUGCAGUAAACAAUGUCUCUAUUGUAUAUAUAUUUUCAGCUUAU